This is a messenger RNA of Labeo rohita (rohu), 841 nucleotides long. RefSeq lists its product as uncharacterized. The coding region runs from base 117 to 611 and encodes 164 amino acids. Lineage: Eukaryota; Metazoa; Chordata; Actinopteri; Cypriniformes; Cyprinidae. Gene Ontology annotation, molecular function: protein dimerization activity. The record is from RefSeq and is a predicted model, not a curated record. The transcript is spliced from 2 exons.
UGGUCCGUGAAACUCAUUGAACACUGUCAAGCAGCAAUGCUCGAGUCCUUGCUCUCUGGAGUCGCCAAUGUGUGUGCCUCGCGUCUGGAAGUGACACAUCUGCAUCACCUCUCCACAUGAUGUACAGGAUUGCAACGCUCCUGACUCCUAAAAUGCGAAUGCUACGGAUGUUGCCCCCAGAUGAAAGAGACGACGUGGUUAAAGGCGCAAAGGAAAUCAUUCACAAGAUGCACUUUCACCUGGACCCAGUCACAGCAGUGGAUGAGCCACCAGCCAAAAAGCAAAGCACAGACCGAUUCGCAGAUUGGGAAGACGAUGCGUCCGUUGCUUCAGUGCCAAAGCCGGUCGAUGAUGAAAUGGCUGAAUAUCUCAGCUCCCGGCUCUCUGAUAACCCAGACCCAGACAGCGUGCUUCCAUGGUGGAAGUUCAACAAAGAGCGCUUCCCAGCGCUAUCAAAGCUGGCACGUUUCAUCUUUAGUAUCCCCGCAUCCAGUGCGCCUUCAGAGCGGGCCUUUAGUGUCUGUGGGCGCAUCUUGGAAGAGAGACGCACGGGAUUGGGACCGCAGUCAAUCAGCAACAUUCUCUUCCUCCACAGCAAUAUUGCAAAGUGAUUCAUUUGUUAAAUUCAUUCGUUAACGUUGUUUAUUUAGUGUUAUUUAUUUGUUGUUUUUUGAGCACAGCCUCUCGUUGCCAUUUGUUAAUUACAGUAGGUCAAGAGGCGUGAUGAUGCCAGUUUUUAUUCUUAUUUGCAUUUUUUCAGACAGAAUACCUGUGACAUCUGGCUUUGGUUAAUAAUUGCAAAACUGCUGUUUUUAUGUAGUUUAUCAUUGUAUUUUUUUUG